This is a messenger RNA of Gordionus sp. m RMFG-2023, 1892 nucleotides long. Its product is annotated as 2,3-bisphosphoglycerate-independent phosphoglycerate mutase-like. The record is from RefSeq and is a predicted model, not a curated record. Gene Ontology annotation, molecular function: manganese ion binding. Bases 91 to 1692 code for a protein of 533 amino acids. The transcript has 13 exons. NCBI's taxonomy places the organism in Eukaryota, Metazoa, Nematomorpha, Gordioida, Chordodea, Parachordodidae. Gene Ontology annotation, biological process: glucose catabolic process. Gene Ontology annotation, cellular component: cytoplasm.
AACUAUAUUACUAUUUCACACGUUUUUGUUUUCCUAAAGAAUUUGUAAAUUGUGACAUUCAUAAAACCUUGAUUUGAGUUUAUAUAAAUAAUGGCAAAUGUUUGCUUAAUUGUAAUAGAUGGUUGGGGUUUAAGAAAUGAUACUAAGGGAAAUGCUAUAUCAAAAGCCAGUACCUCUAAUAUGGACUCUUUAAGUAAAAGAGAAGGGCAGAGUAUCAAAUUAUGUGCACAUGGAUUAGGUGUUGGUUUGCCUAAAGAUCUGAUGGGAAAUAGUGAAGUUGGUCAUUUGAAUAUAGGAGCCGGCAGAGUGAUAUAUCAAGAUAUAGUCAGAAUCAAUAUGUCUAUAGAAGAUAAAAGUCUAUUUAGCAAUAAAAAAUUUGUUGAAAUGUGCAACCAAUCCAAAAAUGGCACUAAUAGAUUACAUUUUAUAGGACUGGUGAGUGAUGGUGGUGUGCAUUCUCACAUUGAUCAUUUAUUUGCAUUACUUGAAGGAGCUAAAACUCAAGGGAUUAAAAAUACUUUUGUUCAUGCUAUUACAGAUGGCAGAGAUACUCUACCUUGUAGUGGAAGUAGUUACCUUAAACAACUUGAAGAUUACUUGUCGAAAAAAUUAAAACAUGGCAAGUUGGCCACAGUUGUUGGAAGAUUUUAUGCAAUGGAUAGGGAUAAAAGAUGGGAGCGCAUAAAAGUUGCAUAUGAAGCACUCAUACAGGGGAUUGGUGUCAAAAUUCAACUUACAGACUUGUUCAAUAUUAUGGAAGCAAAAUACAACGGUCAGGGUGAAGAAAAACAAACCGAUGAAUUUUUAAAGCCAAUCAUAAUUGAAGAUGGUAUCGAUAAUAGAAUCAAAGAUGGUGAUACAGUUUUCUUCUUUAACUACAGAGCCGACAGGAUGAGAGAAAUUGUUGAAUGUAUUGGGCUUAAACCUCAAUUCGAUACCAACGUCAUACCAAAGAACCUAGUAGUAUAUAGUAUGACCGAAUACAAGAAAGAUUUCAAACUACCCGUCUUAUUUUCCCCCGUUUUCAAUAAAAACGUUUUAGCUGAAUGGUUAGCUUCAAAGAAUAUACCCCAGUUUCAUUGUGCUGAAACCGAGAAAUACGCCCAUGUUACCUUUUUUUUCAAUGGAGGAAGGGAAGAACAAUUUAAUCUAGAAGAACGUAAAAUGAUUCCAUCUCCUAAAGUUAAAACCUAUGACUUAAAACCAGAAAUGAGCUGUAUGGAAGUCGCUAUGGCGGUAUCUGAAGCUUUAAAAUGUGGUAAAUACGCAUUUGUUAUGUGCAAUUUUGCUCCACCAGAUAUGGUAGGUCAUACUGGGUCAUUUGAUGCUGCUGUUGAAGCUUGUCAAUUUACUGACAAAGCGAUUGGCAUCGUGGAAGAGGCUUGUAAGCAAUACAAUUUUACGAUGAUGGUCACUGCUGAUCACGGUAAUGCCGAAGAAAUGAUAGCACCAGACGGCGGCCCUUUCACCCAACAUACAUGCAACCCUGUUCCACUGCUAUUAACGGGUUUCCGAAAAUUUGACCCCAAAUUUGUGAGUCCAGAAAAAUCAGAUAUUUCUAGCAUAAAAGAUAUAAAAACAGUUCCUGCCUUGUGUGAUGUUGCACCAACUAUAUUAGAUCUCAUGGGCUUAGAUCAACCAGAGGAAAUGACUGGCCAUUCGUUACUUCUCCCCAAUAUUAAAUACGGUUAAAAAGAUAUUUAGAUUUCCAUAUGCGCAGGUAGCCUUGUAAUUUAUAAAAUUAUUGUACAAAAUCAGUUUGAACACUCAAUUAUUUGCGUUUUCUUUAAAAAGAAAACCUUUAUAUUAUUUUGUCUGUUAUAAAUGGUGAAUUGUGAUUUUCAUUAUAUUCUCAUUAACUUAAAUAUCACUUAUAUAAUUUUUUAAAAUUU